AUGUGUCAUUACCGUUACCCAGCGUAUCCACUUUGCAAACAUCCAGACAACAGGAAGAGGCAUGGGCAGUGGGUUCUCCCCGGUGGAUGGGAAGCACACAUCGUCAUAGAGAGAUGCGAAGCCCAACGCUGGGCAGGCGGGCACUCCACAUGCCCAAGGCCUUCCUCGACCACUGAGCCCACGGAAGACUGGAAAUGGGUGGCCUCUCCGAGCAGAGGCCUCGGCCGGUUCUGUCCCGCGUGCGAGACGGAUGCGCGGACCAGCAGCGAGACGCUCCUCCCGGUGCGGGUGAUGCUUCUCGACCUCAAGCGCAACAUCCAGGAGUGGCAGGAGAGCUACGGCUUCGUCCUCACCAGCAGCAACAUCAUGGCCAUGCAGCGCGACAAGGACUGGAUCGAAGACAACUACCACAAGGCCACCAUGAAAGGCCCGUAUAACACGGCCGAGUCUGGGCUCCGGGAGGACUUUUUCGAGUUCAUUGCCAAGUGGGAGAGUUUUAUUGAGGAGAAGAUUGAUGAUCGCGACAGGUGGGAGAGGGAGCACGACGGCGGCGGGCGCUCUUCGCGUGCCUCUUUGAGGCUGGGUGAUGAGGCCAGGAAUGCUGGACCGCAGACAGAGUUCUAUCGACUGCAGCAGGAGUACGACGCGUGGCGGCAAAGUCUUGCGCCUGGGUCCGGUUCUUCUUCUUCUUCCUCCGCCCAGGCUUCCUCCUCUUCUUCGUCGGGUGGACAGAGCCAUCAUCAUCGUUCUUCUUCGUCUCGCUCACAUCAUAGCCGGAGACAUCGUCGCCGAUAA
Messenger RNA from Cryphonectria parasitica EP155, 795 nucleotides. RefSeq lists its product as uncharacterized. The transcript has 2 exons. NCBI's taxonomy places the organism in Eukaryota, Fungi, Ascomycota, Sordariomycetes, Diaporthales, Cryphonectriaceae. The coding region runs from base 1 to 795 and encodes 264 amino acids. The record is from RefSeq and is a predicted model, not a curated record.